AUGGCCCAUCAGUUACCCUCAACUCUGGACCUGGGGAACGACGUUAGUCUCGACGUCUCCACCGCACCAACGACCCCAGGAAGCAGCUUGUCCUUCAGUCCCGUCCUCCAGGCUGCGGAUGAACAACCGGGGAUCCCCGCCAUGAAGCCCCAGAGCACCUCCAGAUCGUUGUCGUCCACGCUGUUCGACACUACGGCCAGAACACCGCCAGUCCGCAACAUCUGCUGUGUUGGCGCUGGCUAUGUUGGUGGCCCUACUGCGGCUGUUAUUGCCUUCAAUAACCCCCAUAUCCGAGUGACGGUUGUCGACAAGGACGAGAAGCGCAUUCGACGAUGGAACUCUGUACAUCCCCCUAUCUACGAGCCCGGCUUGAACCACAUUCUGCGCAUUGCCCGUGACGGAUCCAAGGAAUGCACUAUCGAGACUAGGUCCCUCUCCACGACCAACACAACAUCUUCGAAUACGCCAGAUGUCUCGGAUACGUCCACUCCGGCCUCAGAAUGCGGUAGCCAGUGCGGAGACAAUGUUUUGAAACCUAUUCCUGCCCGCCAGCCAAACCUCUUCUUCACAGCCGAUGUAGCCAAGUCUAUCAGCGAAGCCGACAUCGUUCUGAUUGCGGUCAAUACGCCAACCAAGAGCCGUGGUGCCGGCGCAGGUUCUGCCACGGACAUGACUGCUUUCGAGGCUGUCACCAAUGUGGUUGCGCAGCAUGCCCGGCCGGGCGCCAUCAUUGUAGAAAAGUCUACAGUCCCAUGUCGGACGGCGCAGUUUGUACAAGACACUCUUGCACUCCAUAGGCCCGGUAUUCACUUCGAGGUUCUCAGCAACCCCGAAUUUUUGGCUGCCGGAACUGCUAUCAAGGAUCUUCUCAACGCAGAUCGUAUUUUGAUCGGCUCCAGUGCAACACCAUCUGGUCAGCGCGCAGCCGCCGCUUUAGCAUCUGUCUACUCCGCUUGGAUCCCGAGGUCACGGAUCAUCACGACUAAUGUGUUCAGCUCUGAGCUUGCCAAGCUUGUCGCGAACUCUAUGCUCGCCCAGCGCAUCAGCAGUAUCAAUUCAAUUGCGGCCGUGUGCGAGGUGACUGGCGCCGAUGUCAGUGAGGUUGCGGGUGCGAUUGGUGCCGACCCCCGUAUCGGCAGCAAGUUCCUCAAGGCCGGUAUCGGUUUCGGUGGCAGCUGCUUCAAGAAGGAUGUGCUCAGUCUGGCUUACUUGGCCGAGAGCCUCCAACUACCCGAGGUAGCAGACUACUGGCGAAAUGUCAUCACCAUGAACGAGUUCGCCAGGAACAGGUUCGCUUCGCGUGUCGUGAGGUGUCUCAACAAUACCCUCAUUGGCAAGAAACUCACCAUGCUUGGCUACGCCUUCAAGAAGGAUACCAACGAUACCCGUGAGUCGCCAGCAGUGGAGAUUAUCCGAACCUUGGUGGAGGAAGGGCCACGGGAGAUUGCCGUCUACGACCCCUGCUGCAACCCAGCGCAGAUGGCCGAGGAUAUCGGUCGCUAUGUCGGCGCCGAGGUACUACAGAGAAACGGAGGCCCUGUCAUUGUCUACGCAGACGCUUACGAGGCCUGUCACUCCUCUGAUGCGCUACUAAUUACCACCGAGUUUGAUGAGUUUAAGAACACCGGUGAGCCGGUAUCAGCGUCUGCCGAGGUCCUGGCCCCCAAGGCUGCGCCUGUCAAGGCCGUUGUCCCCGACCCACGACCGUUCAAGGGUGAGGAGCCAACCGAGACUGAGCUCCUUGCUCUUCAUACCUUUUUACUGCAGUCAACAGAUGCGGAGGAUAAGGAAGAUCCAUUGCAUCGCUUCAACUCCGUACCCGACUGCGCUGAGGACUGUCCAGACUGUUUCAUCGAGAAGGAAACGGGUACCAGUGGUUACGGAGCGGGACAGGAGCACGUCUUCAAGGGCAGGCUCGACUGGAGGAAAGUUCACUACCACAUGCACAAACCUCACUGGGUGUUUGAUGGUAGGGGAGUGUUGGAGGUGGCGGGCAUGGAGAAGUUGGGCUUCCGCGUGGAGAGUGUUGGUCGUCAGGGGAGAGUCUGA
Neurospora tetrasperma FGSC 2508 is the source of this 2049-nucleotide messenger RNA. RefSeq names its product UDP-glucose 6-dehydrogenase. Bases 1 to 2049 code for a protein of 682 amino acids. Gene Ontology annotation, molecular function: UDP-glucose 6-dehydrogenase activity; NAD binding. Gene Ontology annotation, cellular component: nucleus; cytosol. Gene Ontology annotation, biological process: glycosaminoglycan biosynthetic process; polysaccharide biosynthetic process. The transcript is spliced from 3 exons. Lineage: Eukaryota; Fungi; Ascomycota; Sordariomycetes; Sordariales; Sordariaceae. The record is from RefSeq and is a predicted model, not a curated record.